Molecule: messenger RNA, 2226 nt
Organism: Clonostachys byssicola
Lineage: Eukaryota; Fungi; Ascomycota; Sordariomycetes; Hypocreales; Bionectriaceae
Source: the annotation of a GenBank genome assembly
UGCAUCAAGCCCCAACCAAAAUCAGAUCAGACCGCAAGCAACAGUGAGCCCUGCCGCACCUGGACUUAUUCACCAACCGCUGCCUUCAUCAGUGCCAACAGGCUUCCCCCGAAGCACCCAACGUCCACAGUCGGCAGUAUCACGGCCUCCGUCCUUAGCCAGGGUCAACACCUUGCCAAUUCGUACCCAUCAGCAACCACAACGCCAUUUACAACGAACGGCGACUGUAUAUACACCCUCCAAUCAACAUGUGAACCAUUUGAGCUUCCAAACAACUGGACAGCCGCAAUCUCCAGCGAUGAGCAGCCCCACAGGCUCAACAACACCAUUGACAGCCAACUCCAUAACCGAAACUUCUGCUCCGGCAAUCAAACAGGGAUCCCGCCAAACGUCUCCGUCUAUACCUGUCUUAUUUGCAGCACAGGGCAGACCCCAACGCACUUCUGUGUCUGGUGCUACACAUCUGGCUCAGCCGCCACAUCUCACAGCCACGAUAAAGCCUUUUUUGUCACAGACUCUGAUCUGCUCAUUCUGUUACCUGCCAAUCCUGAGGUAUCCGCAAAUCUUUGGACAAUACGGAGAAAUGUAUUCGGCACAAUCUGGUACACGCACAAAGCUACAGGACAACGCACACACGUGAAGCCAAAUCCAAGCGCGGUCAUCCGGUCGGAAGGUCUGCCCGCCGGAUGGGCUGAGCACAAGUCGCCGGAAGGACGUGUUUAUUUCUUCAAUGGCAUGACAGGAGCCAGUCGGUGGGACAGGCCACCCGGCUCCCUUCCUAAUGGUUGGAAAGAGAUGCGGACACCAGACAUGGUUCGAUUUUAUGUCAAUGAAGCUCUGGGACUUUCCACUUGGGACCGCCCAGGAGAACCGCCGAAGCCCAAUCAGUCGUCCGCGCAGUCUCCAGCUUCCAAAUCCUCAAAGUCCAAGUCUGCGGCAGACAGUACCCGUGCGGUUGUAGCUCCAAAACCGGCUGGUGGUGGAAUGUCCAAGAUGUUUGGUAAAUUGGGCAAUGCGCGGAACAUCAUGAAGGUUGCCAAACUCGGUAUGAAGCUUGCCGAAGGAGACUUUGAGGGAGCGGCAGAGGAUGGCCUCGAAGGUGACGAUGGUGGCGAUGAUGAUGAGGAACUAGACGAGGAGCAGGACGAAGAGGAGGUUGAGACGGUUGAAGAUGGGCCUGGUGAGGACGGAGUCGAUGAUUCUUUAAGCCAGCCAACCCAACCAUUUCAACAAUCAGUUUAUCAUGAGCAGUCCGUGGUCCAACAGCCUGUCUAUGAUCAGGCAGCUUAUGAACAGCCCACUUAUGAACAACAAGCCUACGGACAAUCUCUGUAUGGGCAACCCGUCGGGGAACAACCGCUCUACGGGCAGUCUGUAUACGAGCAGCCUGUUUACGAGCAGCCCAUGCCUCUGACUCAACAGUCCGGCUUUGAACACAGUGUUGGAAUCUCCCAGGACCAGUCUGCUCUUCCUCCAGAUCAAGAAGGCUACCCACCAGGAAUCUUACAGCAAGAUUUUCAGCAACAGCAACAAAUUCUAGAACAGCAAAUUGUAUAUGAGCAAACCACCACGUCUCUGCCGUUACAUAGCGAACAGCAAAUAUUUUAUGAGCAGGCCGAUACUUGCCUGCAAUCGUCCUACCAACAGCCGACAGUACCAAUAUCCAGCCCGCAAGCAUAUGACCAACCUUGUCUUCCUGAAGGCGAGCGACAAGUCUACCAGCCGCAGGAAGUUCUACCCCCAGUCUCGAUUCCAGAGCAGACCGUUUUCAUAGAACAACAACAACUUCCGUAUCCUGAAGGCUUGACGACUGCUCCCCUCAUAGAGCCUGCAAUUAUCACAAAUGGGGAUAUGAGUCAACAAACGAUAACGCCAGUGAACUUCCAAGGCCCUCUACCACAAGAGCCAAUAGGCGCAACAUGUGGUCCAAGUGAGGAGCCGGCUCUAGAUCAAUUCCUGGUGUACGCCAACCCGGGAUCAGACAUGAAAAUGCCUUCAGUGUCUGUAACUUCACAGCCUGAUCAACUGGCAACGAUAGUGAGCAUUCAAGACCUCCCUUCUAUCUCAGUGACGCUUGAAGCUGAUGUUAACUUGCAGGAGCCAUCUGCUGAACUUUGCAAUAACUCAUCCUUGCAACCUCUCACACCAGAAGCAGUGACCAUGAAUGAAGCCGGACUGCCGGUAGGGGCUCAUCCUAUCUCGGUUACACCAACAUGGAUAGGGCUG